AUAUUUUGUGGACAGCAGAUGGCCAAGGUUUUAUCUUGUCAGAUACAAUAUCAUGCUCAUGGCCAUUUAGGUACGCCUCCCUUUAGCCUCUACCUAACUAGUCAUAUCUACCAAUAUUAAAAUUGUCACGUUCAUAAAACAUCAAGCAUAUAUCCUAUAGUUUCAUAUAUCAAGUAAAAAAAUAUUAGCAAAAAAAUUAUGGCAGAGACAAAAGAGGAGGUGAAGUUACAUGGAAUGUGGGCAAGUCCUUGGGUUAGAAGGGUAACAAUUGCCCUUAAAAUUAAGGGUAUACCCUAUCAAUACUUUGAGGAAGACUUGAAAAACAAGAGUCAAUUGCUCCUUAAGUAUAAUCCAGUUAAGAAGUUGGUUCCAGUUCUUGUUCAUCAAGGUAGGCCUAUUCCUGAAUCUUUGAUCAUUCUUGAAUAUAUUGAUGAGACUUGGACAAGUUCACCAAAACUCUUACCUUUUGAUCCUUAUCGACGAGCCAAAGUUCGGUUUUGGGCCAAUUUUAUCGAUCUUCAGAUAUUUGAGAAACUUCGGGAUGUUGUCAAAGCCCCUGACGAUGAUGAAGAGGACAAAAUCAUCAAACAAAUCCAAGAAAAUAUGAACAAAUUGGAAGCAAAUGUCAAGGAUUUAUAUUCAGAAGGUACACAUGUUAGUGGUGAAACCAUGGAUAUCUUAGACAUUUUAAUGAUCACUUUGUUGCCAAUAAUUAAUGGUGUUGAAGAAGCUAUUUCUAUCAAGUUCAUACACCCUGAAAAUUUUCCCUUGGCUUUUUCAUGGAUGAAAUCCGGUGAUGGAGUUCCACUUGUUCAAGAGUCUGCUCCAAAUCAUGAAAAUCUGGUCAAGUUUCUAAGAAAACUUAGACAGCUUUUUAGAACUAUGUAAUUUUCUCCAAUUCCCACAUCAAUUUUAUGUUCUACUUCAUCUUUAUGAUCCAAGAAAGAAAUUUGACAAGGUGUAUGUCAAUUACGUAUUAAGUGCAUUAUCAACUAGAUAGGGUAAAGAAGAAGAAGAAGAAGAAGAAGAAGAAGAAGAAGAAGAAGAAGAAGAAGAAGAAAACUAGAUAGGCUAAGCUGCUUUGGUAAAAAAAAAAAAACAUUAAACUAAAUGGUUGUUCGGAUUGAAUUUGAUUGUGUUAUUUAAAUUGAUUUGAAUCAGUUCAGCUCCAUUCAUUUAAGUUAUAUUUGUGUCUAUUGUUACUUGGUUAAUAUGAAAUAUUAUUUAAUAUUAGACACUCGUGAUAAAGGUCAGGUUACUUAAUGAUAGGUACAAUCCGGAUUUUAUUUGGAAAAUCCAGAUAUUAGAUUGAUACUUGGGUAUGAAAACAAUUCUACCAGGUCUAUGUAUGUAUGAGCAUAUUUCCUUGUGGUGAG
Molecule: messenger RNA, 1376 nt
Organism: Chenopodium quinoa (quinoa)
Lineage: Eukaryota; Viridiplantae; Streptophyta; Magnoliopsida; Caryophyllales; Amaranthaceae
Product: glutathione S-transferase U9-like
Exons: 2
Coding region: 199-888 (229 amino acids)
Biological process (GO): glutathione metabolic process
Cellular component (GO): cytoplasm
Molecular function (GO): glutathione transferase activity
Source: RefSeq, a predicted model, not a curated record